AUGACCGUGUUUCUGGGCAUAUACAGGGCCAUCUAUGACUACGAGCCGCAAACUCCAGAAGAACUGGCCAUCCAGGAAAAUGAUCUGUUGUACCUGCUACAAAAAUCAGACAUCGACGAUUGGUGGACGGUAAAGAGAAGAGUCAUUGGCUCCGACAGUGACGAGCCCGUGGGUCUAGUGCCCUCCACUUACAUAGAAGAGGCUCCCAUCUUAAAGAAAGUAAGAGCCAUUUACGAUUACGAACAGGUGCAAAAUGCGGACGAAGAAUUGACUUUUCACGAAAAUGAUGUUUUCAAUGUGCUCGAUGAUAAAGACCCGGACUGGCUGCUGGUGAAAUCUACUGUCUCGAACGAGUUUGGUUUCAUACCAGGUAACUACGUUGAAGUGGCAGACAACGCUGCUCCCAAGCAAGAAGCGGCCCCAACGGGAGCUCCUGCUGCCGCUCCUGCUGCUGGGCUACCCACCAGCUUUUUGCCGCCACCUCAACAUAUAGCACGUAAGCAACAAAUUGAACAAGACCAAACUCCAGAAGAGGAGGAAGAGGGUCCUCCUCCUGCCAUGCCCGCGAGACCAAGAGCCACUACUGAAACUACUGAAACCACCGCUAUGGCAGGUCCAGCUCAUAACAGAUUAUCUUAUAGCGAUGACGAUAACAACGAUGACGAAGAAGAAGAUUAUGACUACUAUAAUAGUAACAACAACAGUAACAGCGGUGCCAAUCGCGAAUACAACACAGAAUACCAUUCUUGGAAUGUCACAGAAAUUGAAGGCAGAAAAAAGAAAAAGGCCAAGCUAUCAAUUGGUAACAACAAAAUAAACUUUAUUCCUCAAAAGGGCGCUCCUCAUGAGUGGUCCAUUGAUAAGUUGGUCUCUUAUGAUAACGAGAAGAAACACAUGUUUCUAGAAUUUGUUGAUCCCUAUAGAAGUCUUGAGUUACAUACUGGUAACACUACCACGUGUGAAGAAAUCAUGAGCAUCAUUGGUGAGUAUAAAGGUGCUUCUCGCGACCCAGGCUUGAAAGAAGUCGAAAUGGCCUCCAAAUCCAAAAAAAGAGGUGUCGUGCAAUACGAUUUCUUGGCAGAAUCUCAAGACGAAUUAACCAUAAAGUCGGGCGAUAAGGUUUAUAUCCUAGAUGACAAAAAAUCGUCAGACUGGUGGAUGUGCCAAUUAAUCGAUUCGGGCAAGAGUGGUCUUGUUCCUGCGCAGUUUGUUGAACCUGUUCGUGAUAAGAAACAUACCGAAUCUACGGCUAGCGGUAUAAUCAAAUCCAUCAAGAAAAAUUUCACCAAAUCUCCUUCAAGAUCGAGAUCCAGAUCAAGAUCCAAAUCCAAUGCUAACGCCAGUUGGAAGGACGAUGAAUCUCAAAACGACGCUGCCCUCAGUACUAGCGGUGCAAGAUCAAGAAAGGGUUCGUUGUCCUCUCACAAGAAAAACUCGUCCACGGCGGGGACUAAAGAUUUCCCCAAUCCUAAGAAAUCCCGUUUAUGGGUUGACAGAAGUGGUACUUUCAAAGUAGAUGCCGAAUUCAUUGGGUGUGCCAAGGGUAAAAUCCAUUUGCAUAAGGCUAAUGGUGUCAAGAUUGCUGUGGCCGCUGAUAAGUUAUGUAAUGAGGAUCUGGCGUAUGUGGAGAAAAUCACGGGAUUUUCCCUUGAAAAGUUUAAAAUUCAUGAUGGUUCUAGUUCUCAUGGCACUGAUUCAAGGGACUCUGAAAGAGAAAGAAGAAGAAGAUUGAAGGAACAAGAAGAAAAGGAACGUGAUAGAAGAUUGAAGGAACGCGAAUUGUAUGAGUUAAAGAAAGCCAGAGAACUACUGGAUGAAGAAAGAGCAAGGCUGAAAGAAAAGGACCUGCCCCCAAUAAAACCGCCAAGACCAACCUCUUCUGUUUCCACUUCAAACACAACUUCCCAAUCGAUUACACAAAACAACAACAGUAAUGGCAACAAAUAUGACUGGUUUGAAUUUUUCUUGAACUGCGGUGUAGACGUAAGCAAUUGCCAAAGAUACACAAUAAAUUUUGAUAGAGAGCAAAUUACUGAAGAUAUGAUGCCCGAUGUCGAUAAUUCAAUGUUAAGAACUUUAGGUCUGCGUGAAGGUGAUAUUGUUAGAGUAAUGAAAUACCUUGAUAAGAAGUUUGGAAGAGAAAGUAAUAUAGCUGUUCCAACAAAUAUGACAGGCAAUAUGUUCUCACAACCUGAUGGUUCAUUGAACCCAGCCACAAGUGCUGAAACCUCUUUACCUCAACAACUAUUACCGCAAUCAACAGCCCCUAUAGCAACAGCCCCUUCUGCAUCAGCAGAGACCGAUGAUGCUUGGACUGUUAAGCCAGCCUCUAAAUCUGAAUCCAAUCUACUGUCUAAAAAAUCUGAAUUUACUGGUUCCAUGCAAGAUUUGUUGGACCUACAACCUUUAGAACCUAAAAAGACUUCGACCACGACACCAGAACCAAAUUUGAAAGACUUGCAACCUGUGAAAACUGGUGGCACUGCUGCUCCUGUUGCCAUUUCAUCCGCCCCUACUCCCGCUCCAUUAGAUCCAUUCAAGACUGGUGGUAAUAACAUCUUACCAUUGUCCACUGGCUACGUGAUGAUGCCUAUGAUCACCGGGGGUGCAAUGCUACCUAUGCAAAGAACCGGUGGCUUCGUUGUACCACAAACCACUUUUGGUAUGCAGCAACAAGUCACUGGAGGUAUAUUGCCUGUUCAAAAGACAAGUAAUGGGUUAAUCGCCAUCUCCAAUACUGGAGGUGCUAUGAUGCCACAAACCACUUUUGGCACAACACCCACUAUUUUACCUUUACAGAAGACGGGAGGUGGUCUAAUACCAAUUACUACAGGAGGAGCACAAUUGCCACAGACUUCAUUCAACAUUCAAAUGCAACAACCACUUCCAACAGGCACAAUAUUGCCUGUUCAAAAAACGGCUAACGGGUUAAUUUCAACCAAUACUGGUAUUUCAAUGCCGCCUUUACAAAGGACUGGUGGUACUAUGAUAGCACAACCUCAAAUUACGGGUGGUGCUAUGAUGCCACAAACAUCAUUUGGUGUUUCGCAACAAUUUACUGGUAAUGCAAUGAUGGCCCAACCUCAAAGAACAGGUGGUGCCUUAAAUACAUUCAACACCGGUGGUGCCUUAAAUACAUUCAACACCGGUGGUGCCUUGAAUACAUUUAACACCGGUGCUAUGAUGCCACAAACAUCAUUCAAUGCUCAACCUCAAAUCACAGGUGGAUUCCAGCCCCAAUCUCAGUUCGGUUUAACGUUACAGAAAACGGGCGGUAUUGCACCAUUAAACCAGAAUCAAUUCACAGGUGGAGCCAUGAGUACUUUCAACGUCGGAGGUGCUAUGCAACAACAACCACAACAACCCCAAAUGAUGACUACUUUCAAUACCGGCAAUGCUAUGCAACAACCCCAAAUGAUGAACACCUUCAAUACUGGUGGCGCUAUGCAACAGCCACAAAUGAUGAACACUUUCAAUACUGGUGGUGCUAUGCAGCAGCCACAAAUGAUGAACACUUUCAAUACCGGCGGCGCUAUGCAACAGCCACAGGUGAUGAGUACAUUUAACACGGGAGGUGCUAUGCAACAACCCCAACAGCAAGCAUUACAGAACCAACCUACUGGAUUUGGGUUUGGUAAUGGCCCUCCACAAUCAAGACAAGCUAACAUAUUCAAUGCAACUGCAUCAAAUCCCUUUGGAUUCUAA
Messenger RNA from Saccharomyces eubayanus, 3705 nucleotides. RefSeq names its product cytoskeletal protein-binding protein SLA1 (gene SLA1). The record is from RefSeq and is a predicted model, not a curated record. Gene Ontology annotation, cellular component: nucleus. Gene Ontology annotation, biological process: regulation of actin filament polymerization; actin cortical patch assembly. Gene Ontology annotation, molecular function: identical protein binding; cytoskeletal protein binding; ubiquitin binding. The coding region runs from base 1 to 3705 and encodes 1234 amino acids. Lineage: Eukaryota; Fungi; Ascomycota; Saccharomycetes; Saccharomycetales; Saccharomycetaceae. The transcript has a single exon.